AUGUUGAAUGGCACACAGUUGUUUAUUGCAUACGAGAUUUUGACAGGUGGUGACAGAAAUAUUGACUUCUUUUUGCGUGAUGAACGUCUUGACAUUCUUGUUCACAAACCCUGGAAAACAGAAGGGACAGUUGAAGAAAAUAUUCACACUCGUGGUAUCUAUGAGGUGUGCUUUGAUAAUUCCUACAGUCGGUUUGCAGCAAAAUUAGUCUAUUUCUACAUGUCAGCAUUUGUUCCUGAACACUGGGAUGGUUAUGUUAAGGAAAUUGAGGAUGUUUACCGAACUGUGGCAAACUUCUCGGUGUCUCUGGAAAAUUUGCAGCAAAAUAUCAAAAAUGCAGUAAUCCACCAGUCCUCAAGCCGUAUGUAUGUAAUGUUAGACUACUACACAAUUAUGGGCAACAACAAAUAUGUGCAAUACUGGUCGAUAUUACAGUGCAUUAUAAUAAUCUCUACAAGUUGCCUUCAAGUAUUCUUUGUGCGACGCCUUUUCCAUUCAACAAAUGUUACACCUACAAUGAAACCACGAGCGUAA
Molecule: messenger RNA, 534 nt
Organism: Acanthosepion pharaonis
Lineage: Eukaryota; Metazoa; Mollusca; Cephalopoda; Sepiida; Sepiidae
Source: the annotation of a GenBank genome assembly